This is a messenger RNA of Guyanagaster necrorhizus, 2108 nucleotides long. RefSeq lists its product as uncharacterized. The transcript has 4 exons. Bases 317 to 1936 code for a protein of 539 amino acids. NCBI's taxonomy places the organism in Eukaryota, Fungi, Basidiomycota, Agaricomycetes, Agaricales, Physalacriaceae. The record is from RefSeq and is a predicted model, not a curated record.
AUCAAAAUGCACCCUUUCCAUCGCGUCUGAGCACUCGCUGAGAGCAGUAAUAGAUGAGAUGAGUAGUAUGAGCUUGAUUCCGGUCAUGGUGGGACACUUUAGGAACAGACACAACCAUUUCGGUUCCUAUUCUCAUCCAAUCCAAUACCACGGAAAUACCCUUUGAACCCCAACCUCAAUGUUCUAUUAAGCGCUCAAGGUCACCUGGCGAUGCCUCAAUGCCUCGAGGGGUCCAUCGUGGCCGAUGUCAUAAUAUAGGGCACUUCCCAGGCGCAUAUCCCCCUUGCGUGAGCCCAUAAUCCUCAAGACGUCGACGAUGUCCUCCGGCGCCCAUCUGAAGGAACCUGUACUAUAUCUCCACGAUCUUCCUGCUGCUAUCACUGCAGAGCAUCUCAGAUCUGCUCUGCAGUUAGCGACCAUUGUGUUCGAUGAAGAAUCACGAUGCGCUGUCAUCAAGUUUCCCUCGAUACUACUUGCCAGAAGAGCUAUGAAAUCCGGCGUCAUCUGCUCUGUUUCAGGGACAUCCGACGUCACUCUGUCUUUCUCUGCCAGUCCGCCAGAGCGACUAGACGAAACGUCUCAAGCAGCAGCUGAGGAACAGUCUGGAAUAGAUAUCAUUCCUCCCAAUGGUGAUAAUGAAAGGAUAGCGAAACAGGGUCGAGAUCCAGACUUCAAAGAGAAGAAUGAAUGCAGACUCACCGAUGUUGAUCGCGAACAGUCGAGCCAUGCUGAUCAGUUUGCCGAUAAGCCACCAACUCCAUCCGUUGCGGACUUCAUCGCCGUUCGGCAACUAUUGAAGGAAGAACGCGAGCAAUCGGACAAACGCAAUGUCGAUCAUGUUCGAGUCCUGAAGGAGAAAGUCAUCGAGCUUCAGCGUCAGAAUGACGCCGCCGAACUGGAGUUGCAAAGUCAGCGACUGCAGAUAUCCAAUCUGAAACAGAACCCCGACAAACAUCUUGCUACAGCCCUGCAGGCAGUUUGCGACGAGAAGCAUGGGCUUGAGCAGAAGCUGGUGGAGCUAGGCUUGGAGGUUGAGACGAUGAAACUUUGCCAGCAACAGCUCGAGCAGGAACGAUCACAAUUACUGGAUUCUCAUGAUGCGCUGCAAAGCACCAAGGAGCAGGUGAAAGUGUUGUGCCGCGACUGGGAGGACAGGGAGCGGGAGAUCGCACAGGCUAACCGUACGGUUCGGGCGGCUACUGCCAGACACGCACAAGAGGUCGUCGGUCUACAAAGACAACUAUGUGUCGUCAAUUCACGAUGCAAGAUACUGGAGCUCGAGAGGGAUAAGCUUCUAUGGGAAGAUGCUCGAGUGCAGAGAGAGGAGAAGGAGCAGAAAGAACGAGAGAUGGAACAGAAGCGGCGGGCUGAGUCCAUGCGCAAGAUGGAGGACGAGAAGCGACAGAAGGAACGACUCAGGACGAUGAUGGAAGAGCAGGCUCGUCUAGAGCGAGAACGAGCUCAGGCUGAGUAUGAAGAAAAGCAGAGGUUGCAGCGGCAGAAGUGGCACGAGGCUACAAAGGCUGAGAAGCGGCGAUGCCAGAGGAGGGAUAAGGAAAAGUGGAACCUCGAAAGCUGGACGGAUUCCCAGGCAGUCGAACGUUUUCUCCUCCUGAUGGACGAGUUCGAGACGACUCAAUACUCUGAAUCGAAGCCGUUGACAUCUGCCGGUAUACCUUGGCCUGUGCUGGUUAAUCCUCGGAAAUUCAAGGUGACGGAUCUUGAUGACUGGCAGGCUGUGGAUGGCUUCUUCAAAGUUAUAAGGCGCCAUCUGGAGAGGCACUUGUAUAAGAAGGUGGUAAUGAGGGCAAGACAGAUGUUCCACCCCGACCGAUGGAAGUCGAGGAAUCUGUUGAAGUCUGUGAUGGAUGAUUCGGUCCGUUCUUCGCUGGAAGCAGCUGGAAACAAGGUAUCUCAAGCAGUUAACGCCUUGUAAGUUCUGCAUCUUUUAGUCUCAUCUCCGCCAACGAGCGUAUUUCGUUUUCAAUCAUGUACUAGUAGUAUUUGUCCAAGCCACUGUAAAUGCUUACUAUCUACACCGGUAUGCCCAGAUAUUUAUAAAUUACUUUUGGUAAACAGAAUGCCCCAAACAACGCGGUAAAACUGAC